This is a messenger RNA of Neocloeon triangulifer, 2667 nucleotides long. Its product is annotated as activating signal cointegrator 1. The transcript is spliced from 12 exons. NCBI's taxonomy places the organism in Eukaryota, Metazoa, Arthropoda, Insecta, Ephemeroptera, Baetidae. Gene Ontology annotation, cellular component: nucleus. The record is from RefSeq and is a predicted model, not a curated record. Bases 356 to 2167 code for a protein of 603 amino acids. Gene Ontology annotation, biological process: positive regulation of DNA-templated transcription. Gene Ontology annotation, molecular function: transcription coactivator activity; zinc ion binding.
UGCGUGUGUGCUUCACGACGGCGUUCUUUGUACGAUCGCGUGUCCGUGCCGCUGUCAUCUUCGUCGUCUGUGUUGUGCGCUGAACUGGACAGCGUGUGAAUGGAUCCUGUCGAGCUACAUCUGCAAAAAGAGCAAAACAACGAAAAUGUGCGUUAUGAAACAAUUGCUACAAGUGUGGUGACCAUGGCGAGUUUUUAGUGGAUUCGAAAACUUACCGUGAGAAGACGGUCGGCGGACUGUUGGGCUCCCUCUUCAAAUCCUCAGCCCAUUGGUCAUCGCCAGCGUCUUCGGACAUCGUUUCUCGCCCUAAGAUCCUAAGAAAGGUCUUCGAACUUCGAAGCAAGAGAGAGCGAAAAUGAAUAGGCAGCAAGAGCAGAGCGGCGUGGAGGGCGCUGUGCAGAUUUUGCCUGAGGGCGCGCGCCAGUUGGGGUCCCUCUGGCCCUUGGGGUUCCCGAAGCAUGGCCACCGGCUUGUGCAGACGUCCAGCGAGAUUUUUGUUCCUCUCCAUUACGGUACCAUGGCUGAAAUCGGCGACUGGAUCAACACCAAACUCUCAAAAUUCCUCUCAUUCCCGGCACCUCCAGAUUUGAUUGACUACAUUUGCACUAUCAAUAAUGAGAAAGACUUUCAAGAAUACUUCACAUCCUUGCUAAAUUACAAUGACCCCGAGCAAGUUGCUUUCGUCAACGAAUUGGCCCAAAAGUUGCUUUCUCGAGGAGGACAGGCCUCUGAAGACAAAGAGAAUUUUUCUAACAAAAAUCCUCCAGUUUCGUCCCGAGAGCAGUUUCCAGCUAUAUCAUCUGCUCCUCUGAGUCAAGUGGAGCAAGCUCGAGAGCCAGCAAAGAAAAAGGAAAGCUUUCCAAGCUUGUCUAAAAAGGAAGUCACACCGCCUAAAGAGACGUCGCCUAAGGAGCAGCAGAACAGCAGUGGCAAGAAGCAGAAGACCAAGUUUGUAAACCUGUACUCCACUGAAGGACGCCAGAAAGAUGUGAUCACCUUGCCUGGUCGCCACAAGUGCACAUGCGAGGCCACGAAACAUGCCCUGAUCAACAACUGUCUCAGCUGCGGCAGAAUUGUUUGCGCGCAGGAAGGCGCAGGACCUUGCAUGUUCUGCGGAAAGCUGGUGUGCACUAAAGAUCAGGCUAAAAUUGUAGGACGUGGUAGCAAAAAGUCAGAAAAAUUGAUUCAGCAUUUAAUGAAGCACGCUGAGGAUCCAAAAAUGGAUAAGGCCGUGGAGAAGAAAAACAAGCUGCUUGAGUACGACAAGCAAAACUUUAAGCUGACCAGAGUCAUUGAUGAUCAAAAAGAUUUCUUCGCCACUUCAACGUGGCAGUCUGAAAAAGAGAGGAGUCACAUCCAGAAGAAAGAGCAAGAAUUAAUGGGCCAAAGAUACGGUUCCAGAAGAGAUAAGAAGUUCACUUUGGACUUCUCUGGCAGGAGAGUGGUUGAGGAUGAGAUUGUUGAAGAACAGUUUAAUCCUGAAGAUGAUCCCAUUUUGAAGCAAAUCAGAGAUGAUGCUCUCAAGUCAAUCGUCAGGGAACGCCCUGCAAAUGACACCAAUCCUGCUUUGUUGACGCAUAAACCAACAUUUGUGGAAGUCGGUAUUACACCUCAAAGUGGCAAGGGAAAUGAAAGCAGGAUCGGUUUAUUGGAGGGAAGAAUCCAGGAUAAGGAGAUGUUGGAGAUGAGUGAUCAAGCAAAGUGUCUUAGCAUGCAUCAGCCAUGGGCCUCACUUCUUGUUCGUGGCAUCAAAAAACAUGAAGGCCGAUCCUGGUAUACAAAGCACAGAGGUCCUCUUUGGAUUGCAGCUGCGGCCAAAGUGCCAACUGAAGAUGAAAUUGCAGAAAUUGAAAAGGCCCAUUCUCACAUUGCUCAAAAAGAAAAUCUCGACUUUCCCAAAAAUUAUCCUGUAAGUUGUUUGUUGGGUAAAGUCAAUGUUGCGGAUUGCUUGCCGCAAGAUGAGUACCGAGCAGCCUAUCCAGAUGGUCUUUCUGAGAGCCCGUUUGUCUUUAUUUGUGAAAAUACUGAAGAGCUCCCAUUUUUCUUACCUAUCAAAGGUCAACACAAAAUAUUCACCCUGGACAAGGCUCUCCAUCAUGCUGCGGUGACUAGCCUGAAGAGAAAGGGUUUGCUGCAGAGCAAGAAGAGACUGGAUGCUGCUCGUUAAGCUUGCUCAAGAAAUUUUUCUCCAACACCUGCAGAAUUCCACGGACAAUGUGAUUUUUCAUUUGUCGAAAUGUGAUACUCACAGUUGACACGGCACACUUCCACCGGAACGCCACUUCGCAUUAGAAAAUCGAUCCACACACGCUGAUUGUUGGAUAACGAGUCGUUUGGACUCUUCACUUCAAUGAAUUUGUAUUUCUAAAUAAAUAAAAUGCUAUUAUAAAGUUUAAAAUUCACUAUCUUAGUCCUUACAUCUUUGCCUGGUGCCCAAACAACCAAAUCAGGAAAUCCUGAUCUCGAAUUACGGAAGUCUUUCAGCAACCUCAAGCAGAUUUUAAUUACAGUUUUUGCUCCUAUGCACUCGAACAAGCUCUGAAGUAAAUAUUCUUAAGCAAGUGUAAAUAAAAUUAGCAUUUUUCCUUACAUGAGCUUCCUCGGCACUCCCAAAUGCAUUAGUAUUCACAAUUGAAGUUUUACUCUCUAUGUCGCCCCAAGUUUUCA